Molecule: messenger RNA, 1058 nt
Organism: Glycine soja
Lineage: Eukaryota; Viridiplantae; Streptophyta; Magnoliopsida; Fabales; Fabaceae
Product: aspartyl protease AED3-like
Exons: 2
Coding region: 1-816 (271 amino acids)
Biological process (GO): proteolysis
Molecular function (GO): aspartic-type endopeptidase activity
Source: RefSeq, a predicted model, not a curated record
AUGCCACAAAUUGAACAAGGUGUGUUGUUUAAUUACUUUCUAGUUUUGUUCCUUCUCCUUACGUAUCUUGUGCAUAACGCAGGCUCCACAUUCUCCGCCACGCUCGUGCAAGACUCUCUCAGAUUGGGCAUUGACACCCUCCCAAGCUACGCCUUCAGGUGCGUCAACUCCGCCUCCGGCUGGACCCUCCCGGCCCAAGCCCAGGCCUAUUGGGCUUGGGCCAAGGGCCCUUGUCACUCCCUUCCCAAUCCUCCUGACUCUACUCCGGCAUUAAUUUUCUCUUACUGCCUCCCCAGUUUCCAGUCCUCCUACUUUUCCGGGUCCUUAAAACUCGGGCCCACGGGCCAGCCCAGAAGAAUCCGAACCACCCCGCUCCUCCGAAACCCGCGACGGCCCUCUCUCUACUACGUGAACCUCACCGGCAUCAACGUGGGCCGGGUUAGGGUAUCAUUACCAACCGACUAUCUCGCAUUCGACCCGAAUAAGGGAUCCGGAACCAUCAUAGAUUCCGGUACGGUCAUAACGCGGUUCGUGGGACCGGUUUACAAUGCAAUAAGGGAUGAGUUUAGAUACCAAGUGAAGGGACCGUUCUUCAUCAGAGGGGGAUUCGACACGUGCUUUGUGAAGACCUACGAGAAUUUGCCCUAUGAGAACACCCUCAUACACACCGCCUACGGCGGCAUGGCGUGCUUGGCGAUGGCUGCAGCGCCGAAUAACGUGAACUCGGCGCUAACCAACUUUCAGCAACAAAACCUUAGGGUUUUGUUUGAUACAGUUAACAAUAGGGUUGGAAUAGCGCGUGAGCUUUGUAACUAGCUGGUUGAUCAUGUGUAGUUUUUGUUUGUCUUCUUAAUCGGUACGUUCGUUUUUGUUUGUUUGUUUAAUUUCCUAGGUUGUCUUGGUUUUUGGACCUUGUUUCAAAUGGCUGUGGUGAAUAAGCCGUGUGGGCACUGAUUUGGUUGGCUUUGGAGUUUGGAGUAUUUUCUCAAAAUAAGAUGUGUUGUGGACUUGUGGUACUUCGUGUGUUUUUUGUUUUGAUUAAUUGAUCUUUUUGGUCU